UUUGAAAUCGCCAUCUCUUUCUUGUUUUGAAUUGCCGCCAUAGGGAAUUUGAGAAUUUUAAAAUAAUCAAUCAAGAAGGCGAUGGCGGACACUUUCUCCCAAGCUGCAGCUGUGGAGCUCUGCUACGAGAACGUGAAUGGAUCCUGCGUGAAAACCCCUUACUCGCCAGGGCCCCGAGCAGUUCUGUACGCCGUCCUCGGUGUGGGGGCCCUGCUGGCCGUGCUGGGAAACUUACUGGUCAUUAUUGCCAUCCUCCACUUCAAACAGCUGCACACACCUACCAACUUCCUGAUCGCGUCCCUGGCCUGCGCUGACUUCUUGGUGGGGGUGACAGUGAUGCCCUUCAGCGCCGUGAGGUCUGUGGAGAGCUGCUGGUACUUUGGGGAGAGCUACUGUACAUUUCACACGUGCUUUGAUACUUCCUUCUGCUUUGCUUCUUUGUUUCACUUAUGCUGCAUCUCUGUCGAUAGAUACAUUGCUGUUACUGAGCCUCUGACCUAUCCAGCCAGGUUUACUGUCUCCGUGUCGGGAAUAUGCAUUAUUCUCUCUUGGUUCUGUUCGCUCACAUACAGCUUCUCUGUCUUUUACACGGGGGCCAAUGGAGAAGGCAUCGAGGAGCUAGUAGCUGCUCUCACCUGUGUAGGGGGCUGUCAGGCUCCACUGAAUCAAAACUGGGUGCUCCUGUGUUUCCUUCUCUUCUUUACGCCCACUGUUGCCAUGGUGCUUAUAUAUGGUAAGAUAUUUUUGGUGGCUAAACAUCAGGCUAGGAAGAUAGAAAGUGCAGCCAGCCAAGCUCAGUCGUCUUCCGAGAGUUACAAGGAAAGAGUCGCAAAGAGAGAGAGAAAAGCUGCUAAGACGUUGGGUAUUGCUAUGGCAGCGUUUCUUGUCUCUUGGCUACCGUACAUUAUUGAUGCCAUGAUUGAUGCUUAUAUGAACUUUAUAACUCCUCCCUAUGUUUAUGAGAUUUUAGUGUGGUGUGUUUAUUAUAAUUCUGCUAUGAACCCCUUGAUAUAUGCUUUCUUUUACCCAUGGUUUCGGAAGGCAGUAAAACUUAUUGUAACUGGCAAAGUCUUAAGGAGUGAUUCAUCAACAAUUAAUCUGUUUUCUGAGGAAGCAGAUAUAGAUUGAGAAGAUUACUGCAGGGAUUUCAAAACCAACGUGGAAUGAAGGUCAAGCUCAACAUUGACCACUUGGCUCUAGAGGGUCAAGUGUCAUCAUUUGCCAACUCGGAGGAUGUUUGAUCUGAAGCAUUGGUCAUCUACAUCUAUCUUGGCACUUUUUCAAAUUUAGUGAGUGAUAAAUAAGAUUUGCUGAUUAUUUCCCAUUUAGUAUUCUUCUAUGUUUUUUUGAUUCUCUACCUUUUUCUCUGAAAUUUCUCCUUGUUUCUUCAAAUAAUUUUAAGUUUUGUACUUUCUUCCGUAUUUGUUACCAAUAUUCAGUUGUUCAAAAUACACAGGUGGGGAAAUGCUCCUGUGUAACUUGUAAGUUAGAUUCUUUGGGGACAAAAAUCCUCUUUAAGGUAUGUUUUGUUUGAGAGGUAAGCACAAGAUUAUAAAUUCUUGCAAAUUUUUUUAAUCUAAAGGACUUUAUAGAGAGCUGUCAUGUGGAACUUCCCUCAGCUUAUAGAUUGGAGAACACUGGCGCUCUUGUGGUUUUGAACACUAGCAAUGCUUCCUCUCCAUCUCAUAGUCACUGUUUCACAAGGAACACGUAUGGUGAUUACACGGUUACACACUAUGUCUACUUUUGGAGAACAUAAUUUAUUAUGGUCAAAUGAGCAUGUAGACAGAAAGAUGGCUUCUGUAUUCCUUUUUAGUAAUUUGAAAUAAAAUAAGAAUUUUAUAAAAAGGUUAAUUCGAAUUCACAUUUUUUAACUUUUGAAUUCUUUCUUUGUACUGUACUGUAUUUGGCAUUUGAAACAUAAAGUCGAGUGACUCCAACAUAGCCAAGGACUAUUUCAAAAUAGCAAUUACUCAAAGUCGUGUUAUAUACUCUAGAAAUAGUUUCAGUUUUCUCAUCUGAUGACAGUUCUUACUCACAUGAAUUUUAAUUCAUUUUAAUUAAAAAUAUAUGUUGAGUGUUUUAAGAUAGAGUAAACAUUUGAAAAAGAUACUACUAAUAGGGUGAUUUGCCUUCUCAAAUCUUGGAAGCAUAGCCUUAAAUCUCUGUUUAGCUGGCUCAUUUUAGACUAUUCUAUGACAAGCUUGUUUCACAAAAUGUAAAGAAGAGGUAAAUGGAGUUACAUAAAUGUUACAUGUUACAUAUUUUAUAUGUGAACCAGUUUGGAAAGAUUUUAUUUCCAAAGCUUAAGCUGUUUCAUAUUUGUACAUUAAUGCCUUCAUUGAGAAUAUUUAGGAGAAAAAAUGUUGAAGAUAAAAGAGAAUGAAAGGAAUCUAAAAGUCUUCGUAGCAGAAUGCGUGUUUGUGAUUCAUGUCAAGGAACAGGUCUGCGAACCACCUUACAAAUGUCACAAUCAAGGUCCCCCACUCUCACUCCGGGAGAAGAGCUCAAAGCCUGUGUCCCUUUGACAGUGAGGCAGCAGUGUUGCCAUCACAGAAGUGUGCGUUCCUUCCCUCAUUCGCAGGUGUGAACUUAUGCUGACAAUCAUAAAUAAUGAGGAAAUCAUUCAGGGGACUUAAAAAAUAUACAUACUAUUCUGCUACCUUGCACUGUGUAGGGUGUAAUCUUUAGAUGAAUUGACUGCAGAGAUAAAUCCUGUCCAGAGAUGUAUGCGAGCUCUCUUUCACAUCAGUAAGUGCAGAAUGCACUUCACAUUUACUCUUUCUUAUUUAUUUUUCUAUUCUCCUUGCAGUCCUUCAUAAAGGAAGCCUUUUGAUAAAAAAAAACUUGUUUAUUUUCCCCAAAACUAACUAGACGAUGACUAUAGCACCACGCCUCUCUUCUGCAUCUCAUGUUUAUACAAAUUUUCUGUUAACUCCUUGGCUAGCUGCACAUCAAACUGCUGUGUACUUUUUAUUUGCUGGUAACUGUUUGUCCACGUUGUUUCAAUACCUAGGACAGUGCUGUGCACUUAGUAAAUCCCUAAGAUAGUUUUUAAGCAAAUAAAUGAGUAAUUCUUCUUUAUUUUCACCC
Molecule: messenger RNA, 3093 nt
Organism: Equus caballus (horse)
Lineage: Eukaryota; Metazoa; Chordata; Mammalia; Perissodactyla; Equidae
Source: RefSeq, a predicted model, not a curated record